This is a messenger RNA of Puntigrus tetrazona (Sumatra barb), 4193 nucleotides long. It is a transcript of the gene uckl1b, whose product is annotated as uridine-cytidine kinase 1-like 1b. Lineage: Eukaryota; Metazoa; Chordata; Actinopteri; Cypriniformes; Cyprinidae. Bases 1229 to 2824 code for a protein of 531 amino acids. The record is from RefSeq and is a predicted model, not a curated record. Gene Ontology annotation, cellular component: cytoplasm. The transcript has 15 exons. Gene Ontology annotation, molecular function: ATP binding; kinase activity.
UAUUAGUUGUAAUAUAACUAGGGUUAUAUUAGAUCAACACAUUGAGAACAUCAGAUAUGGUAAACAAAAUAUUAGCUGUACUUCAUAUAAUCAAACAUGUAGAUGAGUUUGUUUCGUAAUGAGGAGAAUUCACUUUUGCAUGGUGUUUGAAGAUUAAUGUAUGUAUAAUGAUAUUGUUUUUAAACCCCAAUAACAAUAAUCACUUUCUCAGAUCAAGCUGUUCUGGGUUUCUUGGAAGAGUGACGUAGUUCUGCACAGGCUGAUUAUUGACCCAUAACUAUUAAUAUUUCCUAAUAAUGUGUUAGCAAGUUUCGCGAUGAAUGCAGAUAAAGUUAAAAGUCUUGGAGAAUGGCUGGUCACCCCAAGAAAGAGGGGGAAGAACAGAGCUCAUUAGCAUUUAAAGAGACACGCACUGAUACGGGAACAAAGUAGUUUUACCAACACAGGCUUAUUGGAAAUAUGUGCCUCUAUACGUUUCUGCAAAACUGAAGAAAAACACUAAUCACUGCAGUUUCCUGUUGAAAUGAAAACCUUUAUUCCUUUUCACACACAAGCUGGAAGGACACUAAACACAAGCGCACACGGAAUAUGGGGUAAAAAGUUGCUCAUCGUCAAAAAAUGCUGUUUUGGGGUUUUUUUAGCCUCCAAAUGAUUUUUAAAAUAUGCUUGCAUUCACUCAUAAUCAAAUGCCUAUUAUUUUAAAUAACUUACAUUUCUUUUGAAAGGCAAUUGAAAGGUAAAAUCUGCCACGAAGUAAAACAGCUGGCAGCGUUUGAUAUUAUUGUUGGUUUCGUUUUGUUUUAAAAUAUUAAAUGUUUCUCCACUGGCAAAUAUUUCUUCUGUUCUAAGUUCUGACCAUUCAGCUGACCUCAUACACAAAGUGAAGAUGGUUUUGGUGAAGUAGGCUGUUGAAGAGAGGCUCUUGCACACACUCUUUCACAGUGGUUUGUUUUGUUCUGACAGUGCAGGGGCAGGGUCCACUGUUUGCCGUCUUAUCUGUUAUCACACUUUCAUAUUGUAGCAAGGCAGAUAAACUAGAAAGCCAAGGUGAUCUCUAUUCACACAAGACAUAAACUCGCUUUAUUCUAGUUUUACCAGUUGUACCAUAGAUGCAUAGAUCCACGGUAUGUAACCCUGCUUGAUCUGACUGGCUUUUUAAACUUUAUAGACUGGUAGUCGAGAGUAGGCUACGUUUUUUUUUGUUGUUUUUUUUUAUGUAUACUUCUUAAUGGACAAGUACACGAACACACCUUCUGUGGACAUUUGGCUUUCUCGCCUGCUUUAUGGCGGUGGGGAAGGCUCUCUGGACAGGCUCCUCCCAUCCGUCAAUACCAGCCUGUCGCCUCGAAAACGAACCACCAGCCAAUGCAAAUCAGAGCCUCCGUUGCUGCGGACCAGUAAGAGAACCAUCUACACCGCUGGACGCCCGCCGUGGUACAAUGAACACGGGACCCAGUCCAAAGAAGCUUUCGUUAUCGGGCUUUGUGGAGGCAGCGCUUCAGGCAAAACAACCGUCGCUCGUAAAAUCAUCGAAGCCUUGGACGUUCCUUGGGUCGUUCUUCUGUCCAUGGAUUCCUUCUACAAGGUGCUGACGGCCGAACAGCAGCUGCUGGCUGCUAGCAACGAUUACAACUUUGACCAUCCAGACGCCUUCGACUUCAUCCUGCUGGUGCACACUCUCCGUAAACUCAAGCAGGGCAAGAGCGUGAAGAUCCCGGUGUAUGACUUCACCACACACGGCCGGCAGAAAGAGUGGAAAACGGUGUACGGAGCCAGUGUCAUUAUAUUUGAGGGCAUCAUGUCGUUUGCAGAUAAAGAGCUGCUGAAGCUGCUGGAUAUGAAGAUCUUUGUGGACACCGAUUCUGACAUCCGGCUGGUACGGAGGCUCAGGAGGGACAUCACGGAGCGCGGCCGGGACAUCGAGGGAGUCAUCAAACAGUACAACAAGUUCGUGAAGCCAGCUUUUGAACAGUACAUCGAGCCCACCAUGAGACUGGCGGAUAUCGUGGUGCCCCGGGGUGGCGGCAACAUGGUGGCUAUUGAUCUUAUAGUACAGCACGUUCACAGUCAACUGGAGGAGAGAAAGCUCCGCUGGGAUAUGGCAGCCCUGGCGUCUGCCCAUCAGGCCCAGCCCCUUCCACAGACCCUCAGUGUUCUGGAGAGUACCCCGCAGGUCCGCGGCAUGCACACCAUCAUCAGAAAUAAAGAGACCAGUCGAGACGAGUUCAUCUUCUACUCCAAGAGGUUAAUGCGGCUUCUCAUCGAGAGAGCACUGUCCUUCCUUCCAUCUCAGGUUCACAUUGUUCAGACCCCGCAAGGAGAAGACUACGAGGGCCGAACCUUUCACGGGAAGAGGAUUACGGGUGUGUCCAUUCUCAGGGCGGGAGAGACCAUGGAGCCCGCGCUGAGGGCCGUGUGCAAAGACGUCCGCAUUGGCAAAAUCCUCAUCCAGACCAAUCAGGACACAGGAGAGCCUGAGCUGCACUAUCUGCGUCUGCCCAAAGACAUCAGCGAGGAUCACGUGAUUCUGAUGGACUGCACCGUGUCCACCGGAGCGGCAGCCAUGAUGGCCAUCAGAGUUUUACUCGAUCAUGACGUUCAGGAGGAUAAGAUCCUGCUGGUGUCUCUGCUGAUGGCUGAGAUGGGCGUCCAUUCUGUGGCCUACGCCUUCCCUCAGGUCAAAAUCAUCACCACCGCCGUCGACAAGAAGGUCAACGACCUGUUCCACAUCAUCCCCGGCAUAGGAAAUUUUGGGGAUCGCUAUUUUGGCACGGACGCUCCCCCAGACUGGAGCGAUGACGACAUGGACGAGCCCAGCUGCUGACGCCUGGCACAUCGUGGCGUCGGAUAUUUGUACAUUAUAAAAUAUUUUUAUACUUUUUGGCACUCCCAGAACAGAAGUGUUUUAUGUGACGUUUUUAUUUAUGUUUUUUUUUUAAUGCGAGUUAUUUAAUGAUAUUACAGUACAGUCGCGUGUAACAUUCGAUUCUGAAGUACAUGCAGUUGAUUCAUCGCCUUACGUGUUUGUUGCCAUUUUAGGAAUCUGACGUUUAGUAUUUUUGGCGCUUGUGUGCCUCGUCAUGGCAAGCAGCGUGUCAUUUUUUUUAUUAUUGUACACCGUUUUAUGCAGCAGUCAAGUUUCAGAGAGUAAAGCGAGACUGAAAGCGCUUGCUACUCUUAGACAGUGAAUUUCUUUGAAGGACCACUUCAUCGGAAAAAAUGUGUGGGCGUUGCUUUGUUUUAAUCUUUGCUUUCUCUCUCUCUCGCGCGCGCUUUACCUGCAGACGGCUGCUGACCAAACCGCACGCUGUUAACAAUUACACUUUCACAACUGCGUUCUGUAUUUUUUAUUUUUUUUUGUACCGUUUUCUGAAAAAAUUUGAAGAUGUUGAGGGUUUCUCUAUCUGUGUAUCAAACCGAGCAGCUCUUGUGAAAUGUAGAUGUGAUCUGUAUCAUCAUCGGCGGCCAUUUGUUUUUAGACACAGAGAUGCCACCUAGAUAAUGUCGCCGUAAGAAUAACUUUCUUUCUUUUCUUUUUUCCGAUCCACAAAAGUGCAGCAUCUUGCACCUGUCCAGCGAGUCUGUAGCUGCCUUCACCAUAUAUGGCAGGCAUCUGCUUGAUGUCGAGAACGCACGGGACACGCAAGAACAAAACUAGCCCACAGGAAGUGUUGGUGUUUGGCCUGAAAUUCAAGCCAAUGGGCGUUGCGCUCGCUCUUGUUAUGGAUGUCACAUUGAUAUCUCUCCGUUUUAUCGUUGUUGUUUUUUUACCCCACUGAGCACUUUGAGAAAGUACCUAGCUUGAAGAAAUUACUUCGUCAUGAAAAUACUGCUUCAUCGUGUGCAACAGUUAACCAAAAAAAAAAAUAAUUGUACUGCAAUAUACAAAAUAAGUCGUCUUCUUUUUAAUGUUUGAUAUUAAAAUGCCUACAAUAUUAUAUUAAUUGGGAAGCACUGAGAUCUGCCAUGAUAAUGUCAAGGCCUAGUGAAUGUAUCUACUGUGACUUCUGUCUUACAACAGGAUUUAUUUAGCUAUUUAUUUAAUUGCGUUGUCAUUGCACAGGUUCUGGAAUACUUGAUUCCGAUUGGUCGGUCUGAUAUUUUUGCUUAAUGACUGCUAUGCUGUAUAAUUGAUGUUCUUCAAGACGUUGACUCAUAUCCACACCUUGCAUAAUAAAUUAAUUUAAACCGAA